Messenger RNA from Trichoderma aggressivum f. europaeum, 540 nucleotides. RefSeq lists its product as uncharacterized. Lineage: Eukaryota; Fungi; Ascomycota; Sordariomycetes; Hypocreales; Hypocreaceae. The record is from RefSeq and is a predicted model, not a curated record. Bases 1 to 540 code for a protein of 179 amino acids. Gene Ontology annotation, biological process: mitotic DNA replication initiation. Gene Ontology annotation, cellular component: GINS complex. The transcript is spliced from 2 exons.
AUGUCCUACUACGACGUUGACGCCAUUCUCACCGACGGCGAAAAAGUCCCCUGUCGGUUCGAGCUCGACGUGCCUUACCUCGGCCACCUCGACAACUCCAACGGCCUCAAGCCCGGCACGCGCCUCAACCUUCCCCUAUGGCUCGCCGAAAUGUUCGCCCUCGCCUCUGCCGGAGAGGAUUCCAAGCCGCCGCUGACGCUGACCCUGCCACCAUGCCUAUCCGAACAAGUGCUCGCCGCGCUGAAAGCCGAUCCGCGAGCCGUGCCGCUACGAGACCAGAGCGCAUAUUUUUACGGAGUGGCUGUACGGAUGUUGGAUCUGUUUGACGAGAGGGAACUGAGCGCCAUUCUAAGGACAACGUUUGUUGUGAGGGCGGCGGACGUGGGACUGCAUGCGAGAAAGGCCGAGGAGUCGGGAUUGGGAGGACAGGGUGAGGAAUUCCUACGGGGGCUGGAUGAGUGGGAGAGACGGCUGUUCAGGAGAGGGCAUGAGGGCGUCAAGGGGGCCAAGGAGUGGACGGACAAUGUGAAGAAGUCAUGA